Athene cunicularia (burrowing owl) is the source of this 10733-nucleotide messenger RNA. It is a transcript of the gene UNC5D, whose product is annotated as unc-5 netrin receptor D. The transcript is spliced from 17 exons. The record is from RefSeq and is a predicted model, not a curated record. Gene Ontology annotation, molecular function: netrin receptor activity; protein binding. Gene Ontology annotation, cellular component: membrane. Gene Ontology annotation, biological process: netrin-activated signaling pathway. NCBI's taxonomy places the organism in Eukaryota, Metazoa, Chordata, Aves, Strigiformes, Strigidae. Bases 1 to 2829 code for a protein of 942 amino acids.
AUGAAAGGGAAGAAACUAAUACAAAGGGUUCAACAACAUGAAAAAUGUGUAUUUUCCUUUCCUUCCCUUUCAGGAAAUGAUAACAGUGAAGCCCUUCCAGAGUCUAUCCCAUCUGCUCCUGGAACACUGCCUCAUUUUAUGGAGGAACCAGAUGAUGCCUACAUCAUAAAAAGCAACCCCAUUGUCUUACGCUGUAAAGCUAUGCCAGCUAUGCAGAUUUUCUUCAAGUGCAAUGGUGAAUGGGUCCAUCAAAAUGAGCACGUGUCUGAGGAAAGCAUGGAUGAGACCACAGGAUUGAAGGUUCGAGAGGUGUUCAUCAACGUGACGAGACAGCAGGUGGAAGAUUUUCAUGGGCCAGAAGAUUACUGGUGUCAGUGUGUUGCAUGGAGCCACCUAGGGACCUCCAAGAGUAGGAAGGCAUCUGUUCGCAUAGCUUAUUUACGGAAAAACUUUGAGCAAGACCCCCAGGGGAAGGAGGUUCCUAUCGAAGGGAUGAUCGUCCUCCACUGCCGCCCGCCGGAGGGAGUCCCUGCAGCUGAGGUGGAAUGGCUGAAGAACGAGGAGCCCAUAGACUCCAACCUGGAUGAGAACAUUGACACCAGAGCAGACCACAACCUCAUCAUUCGCCAGGCGCGUCUCUCUGACUCGGGAAACUACACCUGCAUGGCUGCCAACAUCGUUGCCAAGAGGAGGAGCAUGUCUGCCACAGUCGUGGUCUAUGUGAACGGCGGGUGGUCGUCCUGGACCGAGUGGUCGAGCUGCAACGCGCGCUGCGGCCGGGGCUGGCAGAAGCGAUCGCGGACCUGCACCAACCCCGCCCCGCUCAACGGAGGUGCCUUUUGCGAAGGGAUGUCCGUGCAGAAAAUCACCUGCACCUCCCUUUGCCCGGUGGAUGGAAACUGGGAGGUGUGGAGCGAGUGGUCUGUGUGCAGCCCCGAGUGUGAGCACCUGCGAGUGCGGGAAUGUAUCGCGCCGCCUCCGAGAAACGGAGGGAAGUACUGCGAGGGCUUGAGCCAGGAGUCAGAGAACUGCACCGAAGGCCUUUGCAUCCAGGAUAAAAAACCUCUUCAUGAAAUAAAAUCCCAAAAUAUCGAGACUGCCAGUGACAUCGCCCUCUACUCCGGCCUGGGAGCAGCAGUCAUUGCUGUGGCUGUGCUGGUGGUUGGCGUCACCCUGUACAGACGGAGUCAGAGUGAGUACGGCGUGGAUGUGAUUGAUUCAUCUGCACUGACAGGAGGCUUCCAGACAUUUAAUUUUAAAACAGUCAGACAAGGCAACUCCCUGCUCUUGAACUCCUCCAUGCAGCCGGACCUGACGGUGAGCAGGACGUACAGUGGCCCCAUCUGCCUCCAGGACCCCCUGGACAAGGAGCUGAUGACGGAGUCCUCGCUGUUCAACCCGCUGUCAGACAUCAAAGUCAAAGUGCAGAGUUCCUUCAUGGUGUCCUUAGGGGUGACGGAGAGGGCCGAGUACCACGGGAAGGCACAUUCUGGAACUUUUCCUCACGGCAAUAACAGAUCUUUUGGUACAAUACAGGCUAGAAACAAGGCUACGUACAUUCAGAACCUGUCUUCUAUUUCAACAAGUGAGCUGAAGACAACUGCCAUCUUUGGACACCUGGGUGGCCGUUUAGUGGUUCCAAACACAGGAGUCAGUUUGUUGAUACCACAUGGAGCUAUUCCUGAGGAGACUUCAUGGGAAAUCUAUCUCGCCAUCACUCAGAGGGAGUCCAGCCUACAGCCAGAAGGCACAGAUGUUCUCCUAGGACCAGAAGUAACUUGUGGGCCUGCAGAUUUGUCUGUCAGCACGCCCUUCGCCUUGACCAUACCACACUGCGCAGAAGUAAAUUCAGAGCACUGGAAUAUUCACUUGAAAAAAAGGACACAACAAGGAAAAUGGGAGGAAGUGAUGUCUGUGGAAGAGGAAACUACUUCUUGCUACUGCCUGUUGGAUCCUUAUGCCUGUCACAUUCUCUUAAACAGCUUUGGAACUUAUGCUCUUAUUGGAGAACCGAUCUCUGACUGUGCCGUUCGACAGCUGAAAGUCGCGGUUUUUGGCUGCCUGUCUUGCAAUUCUCUGGAUUACAAUCUGAGAGUAUAUUGUAUGGAUAACACACCUUGUGCAUUUCAGGAAGUGGUUUCGGAUGAAAGACUCCAAGGAGGACAAUUACUGGAGGAACCCAAACUUCUGCAUUUCAAAGGGAAUACCUUCAGUCUUCAGAUCUCUGUCCUUGAUAUCCCUCCUUUCCUUUGGAGAAUUAAACCAUUUACUGCGUGCCAGGAGGUGCCGUUCUCCCGCGUGUGGCGCAGCGGCCGGGCACCGCUGCACUGCGCCUUCUCCCUGGAGCGCUACACGCCCGCCACCACCCAGCUCUCCUGCAAGGUCUGCGUGCGGCAGGUCAAGGGCCACGAGCAAAUCCUGCAGAUCCAGACAUCCAUCCUAGAGAAUGAAAGAGAAACCAUCACUUUCUUUGCACAUGAUGACAGCAACUUCCCUGCACAGAUGGGUCCAAAAGCAUUCAAAAUCCCCUACUCUAUUAGACAACGAAUCUGUGCAACGUUUGACACACCCAACGCCAAAGGCAAGGACUGGCAGAUGUUAGCACAAAAAAACAGCAUUAACAGGAAUCUCUCCUAUUUUGCCACCCAAAGCAGCCCAUCUGCUGUCAUUCUGGACCUCUGGGAAGCCCGGCAUCAGCACGAUGGUGACCUCGACUCCCUCGCCUGUGCCCUGGAAGAAAUAGGAAGGACACACUCCAAAAUCUCAGACGUAACAGAAACUGAGAUCGAGGAGCCUGACUUCAACUACAGCAGACAGAAUGGACUUUAGUCACUUUUUUUCCAUUCCAGAACUGACGGCCAGCUUUGACUAUACACUAGAGAUUCGCGUUGGCAGGGAGGAAAUAAGGGUUUCUGCACAGUGUGCAUGGAAACAGACCCUCAUUUCCACAAUGCAGUUUUCAGUUGGAAGAGCAGAAGCAGCCCUAUUAGAAAUCAUCUCGUUCAUAAGGAAAACACAAGCUUCUCCCUGUCCUCUCUCAUUUAAAAUUCAUGUUUUAAAAUCAAAACCAAAACUACACAUCUAUCAUUCCUGGGGCAGAAAGGAGUGACAUACAGAGCCGUGAAAGGUAAAUAUUCUGACAUUAUGUAUUUAGGAAACAGUGAUGCUAAUAUAAUGCCUAGGGAAAAUCAGCAACUGUGAUACUGAAUAUUUAGAGCCCCCAGAGGUUAAUCCUAGUUGAAAGGCUUCUCUUCUUGGGGCCUGGAGUCCCCUUUGUCCUGCAUCUCUAACUGAACGCUUACACAGUGGGUUUAAAAUGUCAUUUGAGAGCAUCAUGUUGUCACUUAGGUUCUGCUACAGGAAAACGGAAAAUCUGGCCUUAUCCUGUUCAGAUGUUUGCAGAAUUAGAAGAUCUCAGAACUAUUUAAUGGAUGUCAUGUGUAUGCCAAACAAUUCCUUUUAAAAAUUCCAUCACUUAAUGAAUGUAUAUUUGCUGCAGAGCUUUCCUGCCUAUUCUGUUAACAAAAUAACAGAACAGAACCCUUCUCUGUGAAAUUAGUGUGUGUGCGUGUGUGAGAGAAAUUUUCUGAAGUUCUCGGUCUGCAAACUUUCACUUAGUCAAAAAAAUAUUUCUUUGGGGGUGGAUUUAAAUAACCAAAUAAAACACAGGAAAUUGCCAGCCCUGUUUUAGCAAUUUUACACGGUUUAUUUUUCAUUACUUCAUGUUCUGGGGCUAAACUAAAAAGUAAAGGUGAAGUCAGUCAGCCUAAGCAAGGCCUAAUUCUGGUUUAGUUUCAGUCUGAAACAAUCAACCCCACACGGUACUGCCAAAAACUGGCUUGACUUCAUUGUUCCAAUUUGGAAAUUUCACAGGAUUUAAAGCUGGCUGUGUUACACUUGGUUUAGUGACAAACAUACCGCGUUUGACACCAAAACCAGAAUCUAACUAGAGAACGCUCUUCAUUUUUAAUCCAUUUCACACAAAAAUAAUUUAUUACUUCAACUGAACCAAAAAUAGAGCUGUCACUGUGAGUGAGUGUUCUAGUGGAAACUGGUACUGAGCCAAAUUUAGCCAUUAUUUUUACUCAUACAUUCUUUGAAGUUAGCCAGGGAGCUCGUUAGCUCUGGCCCCAGGCUGUCAGCUUUGGUGACGCGAACACAGUCGUAUAAAAGCAGGAACCAAGAGCUUUAUGGAAAUGCAAGAAAUUGAAAACAGGCAUUCUGGGGGGUUUUUUACCCCCACAUUUGGCCGAGAGCAGCAUGAUAGGCCACAGGGUAGGUAUUUAGUGUGCAAAUCUUUAAUAAUCUGUAACUUGUUUCUUUACCCAAGAUUCCAGUUCUGAAAAUUAUGAACAACAACUCUUGAUGUCAGACCCCGCUUGUUCUCACUGAUCUGAAACUGCAAAUUUCACUGCUUUUCCGGCUCAGCUGGCCUGAAUAGGCCUAGACUUAUAAAUACUUAGACUUCCCCAAACAUCUUCUGCACUUUAGUAUUUCAUGCAGUCUGACAUGAGAGUUCCUGUUUGCGAUGGGAAAUCAUAAUGGCUGCGAGCAUAUUUAAGACUGAGACAAAAAUACCAGCUUAUUUGGCAGCAAGCUGUCACUGUUUUCAGCAGCACAUGGUUCUAUCUGUGUUUGAAUUAUAUUUCUAGUGACUUCCAGUCCUCCUCCUCAGAAACCUGUUCUUCAUUGGACAAAAUGUCAUGAAUUAAAAAAAAAAAAAAAUAGGGAAUGGCAUCCACAGAAAGCGCUGUCAUUGUCUGGGAAACCAGCUACAGUCACUCUCCAGCAGUCAGUUUGUUCUCAGCUUCUCCUCAGACACAGUUUUAAUGUUCAGACUAGCUUAGGUGAGCUGCCACGGCAAAGACCGAGGAACUACCCUGCAGGUGCUGUAACAUAUUCGUGUCAUUCUGAAGAGCUGUAUGUAUUUUCUCCUCUCGUUUUCCAAAUACACCUGAGCUACACACGGCAGGUGGGGUCAAAGGGAGCUGCUCCGUGAAGCUCAGACCUUAAAGCUUUUUCUCAGGAAAUGCGCAGUGUUUACUUUCAAGACUUGAGUAGCUUUGAAAAACCUCUUUGUACAGCGACACCCAACUCUGCCUAGGGAAUGCUCAGUGAAGCCUGGAGAGGGAGGAACCAGGAGGUGUCUAGACCUCCAGAGUUACACCUGAAAGGGCCUCGAGACCGGGGGUCUGGGCUGCACGCUAGAAUACACCAAGUUAGAGCCAAAAUCCAAUGAAGUCGAGUGUCUGAGUUAACGUACUGAAGAGGAAUAAAUGUCAAAGUUUCUUACAAUGACAGAAAACAUUUAGUUUUGGGCCUAAGGCAAGAUUUUAAUUUUUACAUUGCUCAACCGAGUACUGUUUCCCUUUAGGUUGUGUUUCCUGGGUUUUCUUCGUUUCUGAAGCAUCUUUGUUAGAUGAUCUUACUUCUGUGAAUCUGAAUCAGGAUUUCUCACUUUUUCUAACCUGUUUUUGGUUUGGUGCUCUUGGGUUGUUUUAGUGGACUAGAAAUGCCACAAUGCUGCUCACUUGCCUUUCUCCCAUCGGGAUGGGCUGUGCGGCAGUAACCCAACUGCCAGCCUGCAUUUCUGAUGUGACCUUCCCUAGCUGUACACCUCAGCCUUAUCGGAACUGCCAUACUACGUCAGGUGAAAAUCCAUUUAGUCUUGUACAGCGUCUCUAAUAGCGACCAGGGUUGAGUUUAGGGAAACAGUGUAGGAACCGUGCCCAGGACUAAGGGACCCCCUCAGCAGGGGGUUGCAUCGGGACCACGGAGAGUCCCGUGUACUGUCCUUCCACAAAUUGACUUUUGAACCCACUGAAACACUUGGCCUUCAUGAACAACAUCCAGGAGAAACAAGUGCCACCAUCUUCUCUUUCAUUUUUUGAAGCAGCCCUUCCUUUCCAGGCUUUCCUUCUGUUUAACACGCGCUGCCUCACAGCUGCGCCGCGUUCCCCUAGUUCUGUGUAGUAAGGAUCACUGAGUAACAGCAACCAAACCACCUUGUGGGUAGUAGGCAUUCUUCUACAAGCUUCUCUUACGCUUCAUUUCUGCUCACUCCCUUGUCUAGGCUGAAGAACCCUGGUUUAUUCUCCUUAUUUGUGCAUCCUUGCUGUUAUUCUCUGUAUUGUCUCUCGUUCUGUAUCUUUUUGGAGAUGGAGUGACCAAUCACCUGCUUUUCAACAGGAACGCAGGUGAAAUCACACAGUUCCUCCAUUUCCUCAGUUUCUUGCUGUUCCCCCAUUCAGUAUCAAUCCCAGAGGAUUAAGAUCUUGCUAUAGCAUCAGGCCACAAGAAACGCCUGCAGGAGUGCGCAGGGUGCCGGGAAACGCAGUAACCGACUCCACUAUGCAAAUUACUCCAGCUAAUCUAUCCUGAACGUCCAGAAAAUAAAACCUGUGAGGAAAAAAAAAAGUGUAGCUGAAAAAAAGACUGAAGUGACAGAGAAGACGUCAAAAUCAUUAAACAAAAAAAAAAGUCACAAGGAAAUGAUUCGUUCUCCAUGAUAACGAUGGGUAGUGGUAGGCAGUAACUGGGCAGUAACGUUAAGUCAGACUUUUGAGUGGAAAAACAGGCUAUGGGGUUUUUUGUAUUCUCUUUCCCCCGCUGCAUCUGUUGAUGACCUGAUCUGUCUGGUACAGACAUGCCUGUUUUCAGAUGCUCUCUUUCUGUUGUUUUGUGUUAGCAUCAUGGGAUGAUAUUAAUAGCACUUAGCACUGUUACUUAUCAAGGCUUAUGCCAGUUCUCCUCCCUUUUUUAUGCACAGUCCCGGUUUUAGAGAUGGAGCAAUUAAAAUGGUUUUUAGGUAAAUGCUUCUGCUGCCAUAUAAAUGAGGCAGCAACGUGGAUUUUGUCACCGUUAACAAACAGCUGAACAAUACAAGUAAAAGAUGUUAAAUGUUUGCUUCCUAUUUUCCACAGCAGAAAGCAGCUGACUGCUGCCAGCUCCCCCACAAGCCUGCUGUAAGGAUGCUUUGCCAUACAGUAUUCUCUCAGAAUGACAAUUCAGAAUUUGUAUGCAAAUGCUAUAUAAAUAGAUCCGUUGAACAUUAUUAGCAAUCUUAAAUUUCCAGAAGCACAUUUUUAACAUCUACAUUAAGAAGAUGUUUUGGAAAUCUGUAUACAUAUAUGUAUGAUCUGAUGCAAAACACAGAUGUAAAGGAGCAUCUGAAGCAGGAUUAGAGGCCGGAAAUUAAAAAUUUAUUCCUUUCCUCUGUAUUAUUAAAUUAUGAAUUUUAAAAAAUAAUGUAAAAAAAAAAAAUCUCUUCACAAGCUAGAAAGUAAACGAAAGCAAAAUGUAACGUUACACACUUAAGAUUCCAUCUAGCCGCCCUGAGUCCAAGAUGGUGAAAUAACUGUUUUGAUUUUACAUCACCAAAGAAUCUGCUCUAGUGUAUUUUCAUCUUCCUAAGCACUUUUCCCAGAUAUUUCUGUGCUGUGAGUCAUUUAAGACUAAUAGUUGCAUUUUAAAAAUGACUUACAAUUUUGUCACCAAAAUGGUGCUCUUCACAGCUCCGCCAGACUGCAGCAUCGUAAAGCUAAUUUACAGUUUUUACAACACUGCUUUCGCAGUCUUACGAGUUGCCAUUGAAAUCCUUUAAGCCACAAGGAAAGGAACCCUGCUCUGUAGAUUUAAAUUCAAACUUCAUUUACCAGUGCAAGUCCCAUAAAACCAAGAUAUACUCCCACAAAAAUUUUAUCGGGCUUUUUGUAAUAGAUGAAAAGAUAUCAACACAAGUCUCUUAAAAUACAGGGAACUAUUUUUGUUAUUAUUUUUAUCUCUGGCAGCAGCUGGCCGCCUCCUCUGGGCCUGGCACAGCUUGCUUUCAGCAGGUUAAGUGAGAAGCCUGUUGAGCAUAAAUCACUAAACCAGGGAUCUUCCUGUAGGAAUACAUGGUGUUCCCAUCAUUUUUUUUUUUUUUUUUUUUUUUUUUUUUUCACUCGAAAUAUAGUGCUGUAUGAGAGUUUUACAACUCUCAGUAACUGAUCAAUUCCAGAUACUAUUUUCCACUACACAAAGCUAUAGCUUAUGUAUACAACGAAGCUAAAACAAGUGAGGAACUGUUGUGGACUUCUGUUCGUCAUUUGAAUUUUUUUUUUCCAGUCUAUUUCUACCUAUAAAAUAUAUAUUUAAGCAAAGGGCUGCGUUAUUUCUUGGGUAGUAAUUAACCAAGUGGAAAACAGGAAACUAAUUCCUUAAGAAAGAUCUGGAGAUUUCUCUUUCUAGCCUUUCUUUUACUAACUUCAUUAUCCUUAGGAAGUUCUCCCACUUUCUCCACAGCAGUUAACAGAUGGUUAACGUUAUUCACUGAGAACCUUUCUCAUGUUAAACCUGCUGAAGGGUGUUUUCUGUGGGUUGUUCAUUUGUGCUAUGUGCGUUGGGAAGAUGACUCCCUUGACACUAUUCCUGCUUCAGAAGAGGCUGGCGGUCUUCCCGCAGCAGCAUGUAAAAUGGCACAUAUAUCCUUUCCUUGGAUAUGUAAUGAUUGCCUAGUUAAAACAGUCUCGUUAAUUACUUAAAAGAUUCCUGAUCAAGUUCAUUAACCUAAAAUACUAGGUAUGUAACACGCAAUACCUGUAGCAACAAAGAAACUCAGUAUGCUGGUAAGAGAUCAUGAAUCAUUUUCUAGUAGCGCACAGUCCAGCUCUUUUCUCUCAUUGCCAAUACUGGCGUAAGCGGUAGCAAAAAUCUCCUUUCCAACAUGAACAGAGAUAAAUAAAUCACUCUGAGAUUAAAGAAUCACUUAGAGAAUCAUUUGCUAGUAACAGUGUCUGCAAUGCAGAAAACGGAACUGAUGUUCUACUCAUUGCCGCAAGGAACAGAAAAAUCCGUCGCUAUCCAUGUUCACUGUUCUGUCCACAAAGAAAAUAAAUGUCUAGGAAUUUGCCACUAUAUUUUUUGUAUUAGAGGUGAAUAGUACAGAUUCUACUAGUGUUUCUUGUCUGGGGCUUGGGUGGGUCGGGGUGUAUUGUAAUUUUCAAGCUAUUGCAAAAGCUGCUUUUAAAUAAGCUGUUCAGUUGUAUUGAAUAACUGGUUUGUGCUUUACAAGGGAAUCCCGGGGAGCCAGGAUUCGAGGGGGAGCCUCCCUGCCUUGCUGUCACAGGGUAACUAGAGCUGAAGUCACUUGUGAAAAUUUAGCUACGGGAUAGGGAGAUUAGAUGACCCGUCCCUGAUCUGUAAUGUAGUGUACUGUAAUCUAAUGAGAUUAGACACUCACCUACUGUAGAACCGUGGUUUUGUCAGCAGCUACUUAGUUUGUCUGCCCCGGUGUGAUAACCUUGGUUGAGAAUGUACUUCUGCAGAUUUAAGAAGAUGUCAAACCCCUGUGUUAUCUGGUCUCUGUAUAUAAAUCUUAUUGUCUAAUCCCAAAAGGAAAUGUGUAGCACAUAAUGAAGUUAAGGGUGUUCUGCACCGAGCCUGGCUGAAGUUUUUUUUUCUGAUACGGCAGGAGGGGGAAGACAUGGAUCUAACAGCAAGUAUUUGCUACAGAGAACAAGAAUGUUUCCUAACAAAUGCUCACUUAGAACUGACUGAAGCUUUGUUUUUGCAGUUUAAAAAAAUGUAAGACCUGGUAUUUCCCAUACUGAAAUUUGGAACAUUAACCUGAUGAGAUCUUUUCAAGCAAUUCCUUCAGUUUUCCCCCAUUUGUGCCCUGAAGUUGGAGGGGGAGGGAGGAACAUUUUUACAUGAAGCUGUAAACUUUUGCAUUCGUUCUACUUUGAAUCUAAAACCCAGAUCCCAUUACUGAACCUCACAAAGUUCCCUGAUGCAUCAGCGCACGCACACACAGGCCUCACGGGCGAUGUGGCACGUCCAUACUGCUGGUACAGCUUUGGCAACAGCAGACUGACAUCAUAUAAUUUGUGACCUGGGAGACGCAGCUGCCUCCUCCCACCUCUGAAUCAAAUUUCAUGCCCACUGUGACUCUGCUGAUCUCAGUUGAUACAUGGGUGCAAAAACGUUAAGUUGGACACCUUUCGUUAAUUUGGGUGGAGUAAAAUGUGAUGCUGGUCAGUCUGGGGAGACCCAAGAGUGUCACGUAUGACCAGAGCUAACUGAAAAAUUUUUAUUGCACUUUCAAAACUUUUGACCAGCCUGUUGGUGAAAAGGGGAGUGGGAACUUCAACCUAAUCAAAUACAAAUUAAAUAAUAAUUUUUUUAAAAGAUAAAAAACCCACAAGUAUAUUCCUCUAGAGAGACCUAUUUUCUCUUCUGCUCCUUUAUUUUGGCAGUGAACAGGUUCUGAAAAUGUUUGUUCUUGCACUGAGCAAUUCUUCCCUCCCCCCACUUCUCCCCACAGUUUCAGUGUGUUUAGAACUGAAAAAAAAAAGAGCAGAGGUUUGAAUGCUUUCUUUAGUAUGAAGCUGAAGGAGUAGGGAAGAGAGAAGAACAUAAAACAAAAAGCAUGGCCUUGGCUUCAUACCACACUUUCUGUGCCUUGUUCUAUCAAUGUAAAUUCUGAAUGUUGUACAGUAAAAUACUUGGGAAAGACUUCUUGGAAAAGGCUGCACUGGCUUCUUUUUUCAGCACAUGUACAUAUAUAAAUAUAUAUACAUAUAUAUUUGGUAAUGCCAAACAGCUGUGUUAUAUUGUACUGAAAAAGUAAUAAUGGACAGUUUGGAUGUUUUAUGUAGAGUUUGCAAAAACUGUAUGGCUAUAGCCUUUUGAAGAUAAAUGUACAGACGUAAAUUACUGCAUAUCAGUUAUUUAUGAAUAAAGAGUCUUUUACU